AUGAAAGCAGGGCAAUCAUAAGUAACUGAGGACGCAUUGUUCCACUUUAACACUAUUAAAGAUCUUUAUUCCUAGAAAAUAGACGAGCUAAAUGAACUUAAAAAAAUGAUCUUCUCAUAAAGUGACUAAUAAUUAGAUUAGCAGCUCAGGGCAAAGCUAAGAAUCACAAUUGAAAGUCUACUUAUUGAUCUUAAUGAGGAGGUUUUCGGAAUAUCAGAGGAAUUAGCCAAAUCAUUUACAUUUUAGAGGAAUAAACACAUGCUUGCUCAAAGGGCUAAUGAAUUUGAAUAGAGAUAGCAGCAGUUGUUUAAAAAGAUUAAAGAUACAGUUGAGAACAAUCCUACUAUAAAGACUUUGAGAAGGAACAAGAGAAUAAAAGAAUAGUCGCCUCCAUAGAGAGAUCUAAAUACAUUUGGAGCAACUGGGUCAGAGGAAUUUGAAUAAAGAUAAAAUUAAUAAAAACCUGUUCCACAUCCUAAGCAUAUUCACACAAUGAGAGAGCCUUCUCCUUAAUAAAAGUCUAGGAAAAUUAAGAUUGGAUAAUCAAGCAGUCAAAAGAAUUUGUAAGAAGGAGGAUAUUAAUCAGAAGGGAGACAGAGAUAAGGUUCCAUUCAUUUGACCUAGCCAUAGUAUAACACUUAAAAUAUCUAAAUUCCAAUUCAACAUCAAAGAUAGUAAAAAUUACCUAAGAAACAGAAAUCUCCGAUUCCCUUAAGAAGAAAAGAUCAGUAACAGACAUAGUAAUAGAUAACCUCUUCUUUUAAUGAAGAUCCUGUUAUUUAGAUGCUAAGGACUAGCAACAGUAGUUAAAGAUUUAACAAUUCAGCAAAGAGAUAACUCUAGUUCUAAAGUGAUAAGGAGUUGAGAAGAGUAUUUGGAUAUACAAGUGAUGGCGUAAAGAAAAACGAAAGUAAAAAGCAUAUAAAGAAGCUGGAUGAGUUUGAAAGGUACCUGUCAAAUAAGUAAACAGGAAAGCAAGCAUCAGGAAGAAAAGCAUCUUCUACUAGAAAUAAGGAGAACUUUAAACCUAACUAAACUUUUGAUGAAUAAGAAAAAUUCCAUAUAAAUUAAACCACUCUUGAAUUAUAAAGUGAAGCCUUUCAAGUAUUUGCAUAGGAUUUUGCUCAUAUGAAGAGCAAGAUGAUAUAGAUGUAAAGAUAGAUCAAUAAUAAUGAGGAAAAAACUCAAAGUUUAGAGGAGCUAUGCAAUAAACUUAAGACUGAUAAUGUUAAGUUAGUGACAGAUAUGAGACUAAUAGGUAAAGAACAAACAGAAUUGAUAUAAAGAGUUCACUAUUUAGAAAGGAAAAAUGCUUAGUUAUAAUAAGAAAACCAGAUAUUUAGAAAUAUUCUUAGUAAUGAGAGGACGGUUAAAGGAUAAGAAACUAAUAUGCCAAGAUAAGGGGGGCAUUAUAGAGAUGAAAGUGCAUCAAAUAUUUCUAUUCAUUCUGGAGGUGGUCACGAUUUGAGGAAAUAAUCGCCUUUUUCUAGUUUCCUGAAUAGACAUAGGUCAAUGAGCAAUAAUCAAAUAAACCCUUAACCUGAGUUAAAUAGUGGUGGUGCCUCUCUAAGGAAUCUAAGAUUUGCCAAUGAUAUCUCAAAUUAGGAUAUAAGAAAUAAGGAAUUCAAUAAAAAUGAACAGGUAUUACCCUAGCAUACGCUAAAUUAAACUAGCACUUCAAAGUUGCUGAAUUAAAGUUUUGAAAGAGAGAACCAUCAUAAUUAAACACUGUAAAAUACAAGGUAGCCAUUAAAUGAGCCUCCAAAUUCAAUACACAAUACUCUAAUGUCUGGUAGAGAUGAUUAGCAAUAACAGCAAUACAAUAGUUAAAACAAUUUUCCAAAUAAUAAUUCAUUUUUAAGACUUUAGCCUCAGAUAAAUAAUUCAAGGCAAAUAAGCGGGCCUUAGACAAUGAAAGGGGAUGGAUUGGCAUAGCAUCCAUCCUUUAGUUAUUAAAUGAGAAAUUAAAUGACACCAACCACUCCUGAAAGACUUCUUAAUGUAACAAAUCAACCAGUUGACGAUACUCCCUCAAGGGCAAAUGACUAAUCUAGAAAAGAAUUAACUGGCUAUAAUUCUCUAAACAUGACUCAAAAUAGUUUAAAUAGAAAUGAGAAUUCUUUAGUAAUUGAAAGGAACAGAUCAUUUGCACCAUUAGCCAGACUUAAUCAAAAUUCCCAAAGCUCUAAAAAAUUAUUAGGAUUAAAUGAAACAACAGGCACUUAGAACAGAGAGCCUCUCUCAGACUGGGUUCUUGAAAGAAUGAAAAAAUGA
This is a messenger RNA of Stylonychia lemnae, 2274 nucleotides long. The record is from the annotation of a GenBank genome assembly. Lineage: Eukaryota; Ciliophora; Spirotrichea; Sporadotrichida; Oxytrichidae.